Molecule: messenger RNA, 1524 nt
Organism: Apodemus sylvaticus (European woodmouse)
Lineage: Eukaryota; Metazoa; Chordata; Mammalia; Rodentia; Muridae
Product: cytochrome P450 4X1
Exons: 12
Coding region: 1-1524 (507 amino acids)
Molecular function (GO): heme binding; iron ion binding; monooxygenase activity
Source: RefSeq, a predicted model, not a curated record
AUGGAGGCCUCCUGGCUGGAGACUCGCUGGGCGCGGCCCUUGCACCUGGCUUUGGUGUUCUGCCUGGCGCUGGUGCUGAUGCAGGCCAUGAAGCUUUACCUGCGGAGACAGCGGCUGCUGCGCGACCUGCGCCCCUUCCCGGGACCUCCUGCCCACUGGCUCCUGGGACACCAGAAGUUUCUUCAAGAGGAUAAUAUGGAGACUCUUGAUGAGAUUGUCAAAAAGUACCCUUGUGCCUUCCCCUGCUGGGUAGGGCCCUUUCAGGCAUACUUCUACAUCUAUGACCCAGACUAUGCAAAGAUAUUUCUGAGCAGAACAGACCCAAAGACCCAGCAUCUGCACCAGCUCCUGACUCCGUGCGUUGGAAGAGGACUCCUGAAUUUAGAUGGGCCCAGGUGGUUCCAACACCGCUGUCUCCUAACUCCUGCAUUCCAUCAGGACAUCCUAAAACCAUGUGUGGACAUGAUGGCCCACUCUGUGAACGUGAUGCUGGAUAAAUGGGAGAAGAUGUGGACCACUCAGGAAACAACCAUCGAGGUUUUUGAACACAUCAACUUGAUGGCCCUGGACAUAAUCAUGAAAUGUGCUUUGGGCCAGGAGACCAACUGCCAGAUAAGCGGCACCCAUGAGUCUUACCUGAAGGCAACAUUUGAACUUGGUGAAAUCAUAUCUUCUCGCUUGUACAAUUUCUGGCAUCAUCAUGACAUAAUUUUCAGACUUUGUCCUAAGGGCCACUGCUUCCAGGAGUUAGGCAAAGUGAUACACCAAUGCACAGAAAAGAUAAUCCAUGACAGAAAGAAAAUCCUCAAGAAUCAAGAAAAUCAGGAUGAAACCCAAACGCCUCAGAAUCUUCUGGAUAUUGUUCUUGCUGCCCAGGCUGAAGAUGAAAGAGCCUUCUCCGAUGCUGACCUUCAGUCUGAGGUGAGCACCUUCAUGUGGGCAGGACAUGACGCCUGUGCAGCUGGCGUCUCCUGGCUCCUUUACUGCCUGGCUCUGAACCCUGAGCAUCAGGAUAGAUGCCGGACUGAGAUCAGGAGCGUCCUGGGAGAUGCGUCUUCCAUUACCUGGGAACAGCUGGAUGAGAUGCCAUACACCACAAUGUGCAUCAAGGAGUCACUUCGCUUGAUUCCUCCUGUCCCAUCCAUCUCCAGGGAACUCAGCAAACCCCUUACUCUCCCAGAUGGACACUUGCUGCCUGCAGGAAUGACCGUGGUUCUUAGUAUUUGGGGUCUCCACCACAACCCUGCCAUCUGGAAAGACCCAAAGGUCUUUGACCCCUUGAGAUUCACUAAGGAGAAUUCGGAUCAGAGACACCCCUGUGCCUUCCUACCAUUCUCUAGUGGUCCAAGGAACUGCAUCGGCCAGCAGUUUGCCAUGCUGGAGCUAAAGGUGGCCACUGCCUUGACUCUGCUCCGUUUCCAGGUAGCUCCAGACCUCACCAGGCCCCCUGCCUUCUCCAGCCACACUGUCCUCAGACCCAAGCAUGGAAUCCACUUGCACCUGAAGAAACUCCCUGAGUGUUAG